This is a messenger RNA of Capsicum annuum, 3230 nucleotides long. RefSeq names its product probable galacturonosyltransferase 6. Lineage: Eukaryota; Viridiplantae; Streptophyta; Magnoliopsida; Solanales; Solanaceae. The record is from RefSeq and is a predicted model, not a curated record. The transcript has 9 exons. Gene Ontology annotation, molecular function: polygalacturonate 4-alpha-galacturonosyltransferase activity. The coding region runs from base 977 to 2818 and encodes 613 amino acids.
UUUCAAGAAAGCAAUAAUUUCAUUCCUUUCUUUGUACACAAGAACAUGUCACCACAUUUUUUCUCCAUUUUCAUUGCUCUAUACAAUUUUUUUAAUCACUAUAACACAUUCAUAGAUCCCUUUGACCUUCAAAAUAUGAUAUAUCAAAUCAAACAAACAUGAAAAAAACCCUCACACUUUGAGUUUUUUCUUGUCCACUUUCUAUCAAAAAAACUCAUUUUUUUUCCCCUUAGAAUAUGAAUCUAGCUUGAUGAUCAAAGACCCUUUUGCCUUUUGUUUGUUUGUUUGUUUCAAGUUUUUUCUUGUUCACUUUCUAUACUUAUAAUCUUGAAUCUUUUUGCAUAUCUAGUUUGAUAAUCUAAUACCCUUUUGCCUUUUGUUUUGUUUUCAAUUUUUUUUCUUGUUCACUUUCUAUCAAAGACUCAAUUUUUUUUUUGUUCACUUUGUAUCAAGACUCAUUUUGUUUGUGCACUUUGUAUCAAGAAACUCAUGUUUGAUACUUAUAAUCUUGAAUCUUUUUGCAUAUCUAGUUUGAUCAUCUAAUACCCUUUUGUCUUUUGUUUUGUUUUCAAUUUUUUUCUUGUUCACUUUGUAUCAAAGACUCAUUUUUUUUUUCAAUUUGUAUCAAGACUCAUUGUGUUUAUCCACUUUGUAUCAAGAAACUCAUGUUUGAUACUUAUAUUAUGAAUCUUUUUGCAUAACUAGUUUGAUGUUCCAAUACCCUGUUGGCUUUUGUUUUGUUUUCAAAUUCUCUUUCUUGUUCACUUUGUAUCAAAGACUCAUUUUUUAUACUUAUAUUAUGAAUCUAUCUUUAUGCUUUCAUGAGGCUAUUCCACAUAUUCACUCAACUCCAUUUCUUUUUGUUUCACUUUGUAUCAAGAAUCAAUAUUUAUACUAAUGAUUUGAAUCUGUUUAUGCAUAAUCUUGUCUAAUGAUCAAAUACCCUUUUGGCUUUUGUUAACAUAUUUAUGCUCUGAUGAGGCUAUUUCGUCGAUGUACGAGGAUUUCUAUCCUCUCUUUGCUUGCUAUUUCAGUCUUCACUCCUGUUUUCUUGCUUUCAUAUAGGCUCAAAAACCUUAACUCUAAUGCAUCUAGAGACUUUGUUGAAGACUUAUCGAUUCUUAGAAACAAGUAUCUGACUGUGAGUUUUAACUUUUGGGGGGGUUCGGAUUCUCGUCUUCAGAAGCACAGAGUAGAUGCUCAGGCGAAUAGUGCAGUUCAACAGGAAGAAGUUGAAGACCUAAAAGGACCACACUUGGUUGUCUAUAGAGAUGGAGAUCACGGCUCUUUAGUCAGCUUGAAUGAGAACGAUAGCCUUGACAAAGCAGAGAAUGUUAACUCAUUGCAAAAUAAUGGAACCACAUACGGCGGAGACAGAAAAAAUCAACAAAAUCUAUAUGAGAAAAGAGUGUCCUCAUCUAGCGAAAAGGAAAAGUCGAGACCAAAAGGGGUUCAACACAGUCGGAGCAUACAGUCUCAUCCGCAGAGGCCAUUAGACGAGAAGGUUAAAGAGAUGAAAGAUAAGGUGAUAAGGGCCAAAGCGUACUUGAGUUUUACACCACCAGGUAGCAACUCUCAUUUUGUGAAAGAGAUAAAGCUACGAAUUAAAGAGCUAGAACGAGCUGUGGGUGGUGUUACUAAAGAUUCUCGCUUGUCACGGAGGGCCAUGCAAAAGAUGAAAGCGAUGGAGGGGACCCUGCUGAGAGCAAGCAGAAUAUAUCCAGAUUGCUCAGCUAUGGUGAAUACACUACGUGCCAUGACGUAUAAUGCUGAAGAACAGCUUCGAUCACAAAGGGAUCAUACUUCCUUCCUCGUACAGCUCGCUGCAAGAACUACACCAAAAGGCCUUCACUGCCUUUCCAUGCGGUUGACUGCUGAAUAUUUCGCUCUGCAGCCUGAGGAACGGGAGCUUCCUAACCAAAACAAACUGCAGGAUCCUGAUCUAUAUCACUUUGCUGUUUUCUCAGACAAUGUUUUGGCAUGUUCCGUGGUUGUCAAUUCAACCGUUUCAACCGCUAGGGAUCCAGAGAAAAUUGUCUUUCAUAUAGUGACGGAUUCUCUUAACCUGCCAGCCAUGUCGAUGUGGUUCUUGAUGAAUCCUCCGGGAAAAGCUACCGUUCAAAUCCAGAGCGUUGACAGUUUUGAAUGGUUAUCGACCAAGUACAACGAGGAUCAGCAGAAGCAAAAGGGCCUUGAUCCAAGAUACACUUCUGUGCUGAACCACUUACGUUUUUAUCUGCCUGAUAUUUUUCCUUCCGUGAACAAGAUUGUGUUCCUCGACCAUGAUGUAGUUGUGAAAAAGGAUCUAACCAGACUUUGGCGCAUCAACAUUAAGGGUAAAGCGAACGGUGCAGUGGAGACUUGUGUGGAAGGUGAGCCUUCAUUCCGCCGAAUGGAUAUGUUCAUCAAUUUCACAGACCCCUCGGUAGCAACAAGAUUCGACUCAAACACAUGCACUUGGGCAUUCGGGAUGAAUGUAUUCGAUCUGCACGAGUGGAGGAAACGAAACUUAACUGCACGCUAUCACAAGUACUUGGAUCUGGGAAGUAAGAGACCGCUACUGAAAGCCGGUAGUUUGCCGAUUGGUUGGAUGACGUUUUACAACCACACACAUGCUCUCGACAGGACAUGGCACCUACUCGGUUUGGGGUAUGACUCGGGGGUCACACGAGCCCAGAUCGAGCAGGCAGCAGUGGUUCAUUACGACGGAGUUAUGAAACCAUGGUUAGACAUUGGAAUCCAUAAGUACAAGUCAUAUUGGAACAAACAUGUUAGCUAUGAACAUCCAUAUCUGCAACAAUGCAAUUUACAUCAGUAGCCUUGGCGCGACGGUACCAAGUUCCUUCCAUGUCAUCACGAUGUCAUCACGAAGUCACGAGUUCAAGCUAUGAAAACAAUCUCUUGCAGGACUUCAAGGUCACGUUGCAUACAACAGACUUAAUGUAGUCUAGGUCUUUCCGGGAUACGCACACAUAGCAUAAGCUUAGUACACCGAACUCUUUUUUUUAUGUGUGUAGGAAACACUUUACGAGUUACGUUCACUUGAUUCUUUCCAUAUUAAUCCACUAUAUAUUCUUCUUUGUAAAGUUUUGGGAUCACACAUAGUGGGAGCUUUAGUGCACCGGGCUGUCCCUUUUCUAUUGUUACAAAUUAGUGAAUGAGAUUAUAAUGACUUGUGAUUGUAAAGUUAUUCUAAUUUGUGGCUAGCCCUUCAUUGGAAAAUUCUACCA